This is a messenger RNA of Momordica charantia (bitter melon), 1321 nucleotides long. RefSeq lists its product as uncharacterized. Lineage: Eukaryota; Viridiplantae; Streptophyta; Magnoliopsida; Cucurbitales; Cucurbitaceae. The record is from RefSeq and is a predicted model, not a curated record.
AAAUUGGCGGGUUGAGCAACGAAUCCUAUUUUCGUUUUUCUUUCUCUAGCAACCGAAGCUUCACAUUCAUCUGCGUUCUUCAGAGUUUCAGAGAGAAGAAUGGGUGGAAUUUCACCAGCCGCUGGUCUCUGCUCCCGUGAUCAAUUCAGUCUCGGCAAUCGCCUCUUCGUUGCUUCUCUGCAUUCCUGUCGCGCAAUCUCCCGCCCCGCCGGUGGUAAUUGCAACGGCGGAGCAAAGUUUUUGGUCCAUUUGGAACCGAGAACGCUUGUGCAGAAGCGUCAGCGUUUGGAUUUCACAUUCUCCGCUAGAGCUGCUGAUUCAACUCAGCCGUCUUCGGUUUCAGCCUCGCCAGACAGAGCAGUAGUCACUGAUGAUGAAUUCUCGCUCGCGAAAGUUUCAUUUGGUGUUAUUGGCUUAGGUGUUGGGAUUUCUUUGUUGUCGUAUGGAUUUGGUGCAUACUUUAAUAUCCUCCCAGGAUCUGAAUGGUCUGCCAUUAUGUUAACCUAUGGUUUCCCUCUUGCUAUUAUUGGCAUGGCUCUCAAGUAUGCCGAACUCAAACCAGUGCCAUGCUUGACAUAUUUAGAUGCUCAAAAGCUGAGGGAAACAUGUGCCACCCCUAUUCUCAAACAGGUAAGGGAUGAUGUGAUAAGGUACCGUUAUGGGGAUGAACAACAUUUGGAUGAGGCAUUGAAACGGAUUUUCCAGUAUGGUCUGGCUGGGGGAAUUCCUAGAAGGAGCGCUCCUAUUUUGCAAAGUAUUCGUGAAGAAGUCACAGAAGAUGGAAAGUAUUGCCUGACCUUGGUGUUCGAAGCAAAAGCCUUGGCAUUGUCAGAUUUUGAGCAAAGACAAGCAAAAUUUGCUUCUUUCUUUGGACCAGGGAUCACUGCAGAAGUUGGGAAGGGAGAGAAUGAGCUGUAUGAAGUCCGACUUAUUUCUAACACUAUUCCCAGUGCUUCACCAUCAUAAAUUAUACGGUUAAAUCAAAUUCUGCUACAUAUAUUGGUUUCAUUUAGUAUACAAACUGCUGUCCACUUGUGAAGUUCUGGUAAGCAUCAAUAUUUCUUUGGAAACCCAUGCUAUCUAAAUGUUAAAUCCGAUCUCUAAUGUUUAUAAAAUGUACAAAAAUAUAGACAAAAGGAUUAGGAAGAGUGAAAAGAAUGACAUCUAAAUGGUUUCCUUCCUAAAAGAUAAUGAAGCAGAUGGUGCAAAAAGGGUUUGUUCUAAAAGGAAAAAUGGGACACUACUAUCUGUACCUUUUUGGAAACUCCUUCACGUGAUGCAUUCUUGGUUAUUUGAUUAAUAAAAUUUAACCUUGGAAUAA